CAACAUUCUGUGCAUUCCAAAGGAGUCGUGGGCAAGUAGCACUGAACCAUUUUAUUGGCGAAACUUUAGUCGGCAAUAAUGUGAAACAUUUCGGGCUCCUAUCGAGGAAUGGAAAAGUGCAAAACAAAACGUUUGCUGGAUGAGAAUGAAAGACAAACGAAAUUACAUGGAAACCGCCUAUAGUAUCCAUGGAAACGCUAAUCGACAAUGGAACGCUGCUUCUUACUUGCGAGUCCAAAAAGUGGGAACCAUUUGAAAAGUUGUCACUGAUUCCGCUGAACGUUGAUCUUUUAAGAUUUGAAUCAACUCAGAAUGAUGACGUCACUUAAAGUUGUCUGAAACAGAAAAACAAAUAUGGCUUCCUUUCGACUGCCCAAGAUCAGCGACUCAAAGUCGACAGCAGACCAAUGUUCCGAGAAACGUCGACGGAUUUCGACCGGGUCCAUGCGCAGCGGUCGGUCCGGCGGGAGCAUGGAGCCUUCCCCACCCACGAUCGACAAAAUUCGGCCCGCUACCAUGAGGCGGACCCUAAAGAGAUCCAUGUCGGUGCCAGGACUGGCUCUGAGUACCAGCGAUCGUGCAUCCUUCCAGGGCGAGUCCGGCAAACGGGGACCGAGUAUUAUCCACCGUGGAUUGUUGGGAACCAGCGGAGGGCUUGAUACGGAACAACUGAUUGAGAACAAGCGGAUGGAUAUGCGGGUUCGGGCUGAUAAGGAGUACCGCGCCGCUUCGGCCAAAGUCAGCGAUUUCUGCACGCGCACUGCUGCCGCCAAUGUCGACCUGCGGGACGAUCGACUGAUCGACACUGUCGACUGCAUGGAAGAUGCCGACAUCGCGGCUGAGCGGCUGUUUAUGAAUAACACGGUACUGCGGAGACCAAGACGAAACGGAUUCAUGCCGAAUAUUUACCAGGGUCCAACGGGAACUUUAGCCAAUCAGCAACAACUUGAAGACGAUCACACCCAGCAACCUCAUCCUCGAUCUCAUCCAUUGGAGUCUCAUUCCACGGACUAUGAACCAGGGACCUCCCACGGACCUCCUGGGCACGACCUGGAUGAUGGCGAAGCAGCCAGUGAGAUGGUUGAGAGAAUCAGUCGGUGGUUGGAGGAUGUGGAAAGAUUGAAGAGAGACCCAAGCGAAGAUUUGGCUGCUGGGAUAUCACUCGUGGCUCUCACGUGAUCAAGGGAGCUCCGCCAUUUUUUUUGGCAUUUUUUUUGUUUUUGUACAAAAUGUCUUCAUGUUUCAUAAGCGUUUCAAAAGUAAACGGCAAAUUAUAUUGUCAGUGAAAACAAAACCAACGAAUAUAAUCGAACAAGUCAUGUUCAAUCUGCAAUAAAUGUAUGUGGCAUCAUUAUUACC
Messenger RNA from Patiria miniata (bat star), 1359 nucleotides. RefSeq lists its product as uncharacterized. The transcript is spliced from 2 exons. Bases 355 to 1179 code for a protein of 274 amino acids. Lineage: Eukaryota; Metazoa; Echinodermata; Asteroidea; Valvatida; Asterinidae. The record is from RefSeq and is a predicted model, not a curated record.